UAUGGCGGUUGAAAUUGCCAUGUUCAAGUAUUUAUGUGGCUUAUGUUUGCAUCCGUUUGAAAUAUAAAUGUUUAACACGUGUAAUUAAGGCAAUAUUGUUUUAAAUGUGUCGAGUUGCCAUGCAUGACGUCAUACACGUUAACUCGAGUUUAGCGUAAAUAACUGGAACAAAUAAUAUCAUAAAACAGAUCGGUAUAACGUUAAUCUUGGUGGUUUAGAUAGAUUAAAUGUGUAACAUAGUUUUCUUGGGUCGAACUCAUGGUCAAACUUCAUAAUUGCAGUUAUAUUAACGCCCGAUAGAGGGCGAUGUGGUCGUACUGUUAGUUCAUAGUUGCACUAAGACGAAGAAGAAUGCUGUAAACGUUACUCUGCGUGUGCUCUGUUGCUCCACUUUGGUUAUACGAAAAAAAACUUUGGUUACACCAAGAAAAAAACUUUGGUUACACGGACUUUUUAUAGAUGAUUGUUUUUUGUAAACAGUACGUUAUCAUUAAUAGUCCGUUAUAAAAAAAAACGCUGUAUUAUUUGACGUUAUUACUGUUACAAUUGCUUCAUGUAAUCACAGCAGAAGUUGUGUAAAUAACGCAAUUUGAACUUUAGCUUCUUUUGUCAGCAAUGGCAGUGUUUGCAUGCUGUGUUGAAGGCAAGCUUAAACUUGAUGAUUGGAAAGUAGGAAGAACAUGCUGGUUAAGGUGAAACUAGGGGAUGCCCAAAAAUUUGUCAAAAUAUCUGAGCUAAGACUGAAGGAUUUUUUUGUCUGCAGCCUUUCUAAAAUUUGGUGUCCCAACUGUGCCCGAGGGAGUGAAGAUUGUUGAUGAAUCGGGGACUGAGGUGGAUGAUGAUGUGUUUGAGGACGUAAUUAAGGAUCCCUCACUUGGAGUUCUCACCAUCAUAUAUGGUGCAGAUGUACUAUCUGCCUCUCCACAAGCCUCUCCUGUGCAGUCAGAUCGGUCACUUUCUUCGUCCACUGACUCCAAUGAAUCACGUGAUACAGUCAUCAUUGCGGAAAGCCCUUCCAGUAAACGAAUGAGGAUAGAUUCCGAAGCCAAAAGGUUGGUAGAAUCCAUUCUGAUCCAGAAACCAGGUGGGGAGCAAAUAAUAAAUGAAUACAACCGAACAAAGUCUUUGGGGGAUGAAACAAGGAGAAAAAUGGUUAACAUCCUGGCCGCUGAUAUGACAGAAAAAAAUGGUUCAUCCCCACCAAGGCAGGUGAAAGAAAAAUAUGCCAGAGGAAUUGUGGCUUUGUUUCCUUACCUCAGUGAUCCCUUUUCCAAAAAUGGCUAUGAGCAUUACUAUGAUGGUGAGAGCGGCACUGGAUACUUAGCAUGGAGAAUUAAGACUAUACAGAGAGGCUUGGCUAAAGAGAGACGAACAUCAUUUGAAGGACAAGGACCAUCUGCUGAGGGGAUGUCUGGUGGACCAACUAUAAGACGAGAACCACAAUUUGCUCCAGAGGCUGUCUUGAGUGAGGAUGAAUGCAAGGAAGCAAUUGCAUUCAUGAAGCAUUCUGCUGAUGAGGACUCCGUCAAGAUGAAAAUGAAGUUGACAUUUGACUAUCGCCAUGGCAUGGUUCUUGACCCUGUGCAGUCGAACAAUAUACUGACAGUCUUUCCACGUUUCAAAGACAUUAAAGGCUUGAUUGAACAAGACUUCGUUCUGAUGUUUGGAGGAGCAGUGUCAGGUAAGCUGCUGGAGAGGUGGCCAACCAUGUUCAAGAAAAAGGUUAUUCAGCAUUGCAAAAAUCUUCCGACCACCAGUGAUGUGCAAGAACUGCUGAUAGCUGCUGAACAUCCCACUGAUGACUCUGAAGAGAGUGCUAAUUUUGUUUGGGACAGUGAUCUCUCCUCCAAACUACUGCUUUUGCAUUUGAUCCCACCUUCUGCUCAAGGCAGGAAGAGGCCAGGAAAGGUGUCUGCUUCUCAAGCAGAGAGGCAUCUUGUUGUCUUCAAGAAGAGUGGAACAAACAUUGAAGAGCAUCUUCGAAACAUCACUGGGAGUGACCAACCCUAUCUCUUGGCUGGGGGACCUCAGAAGAACGCAGUUCAUCAGUACUUCAUCAUUCUUGAUCAGCAUGCCAUUCCGUGCAAGUCAACCUCUUCUCUUGGUGCCUUUGACGAACUGUUUAAGGCACACUUUGUAUUUGGCACUAAUUACAACACUAUGUUACACAACAUGUACACUUUCAUUCAGACGACUGUGUACAACAUAGAUGUUGGCAAAGUAAAAGAGAGUCCUUGUGUUGCGGAGGUUAGAGCAAGGCUUCUUAGCUAGGUGGCUUAAGGUAUCCAGACCAGAUGAAGUGUUUUGCUUGUCAGGCCGAGUUCAAUGGUUCAAAAUUACUUCUUAGGCACUUCAGAUUAGUUCAUGGUUUUGUUCCUGGAAAGAAUCUUCGCCUUAAAUGUGCAGAGUCAGGAUGUGGUUCAGUGUUUGGUAGUUUUUCAGGUUUUCGGAAACAUCUACACAUAAAACAUGCCGAAGAAAGUGACCAGAGUUUUGACGUCAUUGACAACUUGGACACUGCAGUGGCAGAUGCAGAGAGUAGUUCUGCAACAUUUGAUCAGGUUAGCAAUGCUGGAGAAGUGGCCACAACAUCUGCGUUGUUAAAGUCAAAUAAGAGCACUUUGGAUAUGUGUGCCUCUGCUGUUGCCCAACUAAACGUUGCUGGAUUAAGUCAGUCUGCUAUAAAUAGUUUUGUUUCAUCUAUGGAAGAAGUUGUUUCUGAAAUUCAUAGUCAGGCUAAGGAUGCAGCUUUGCUCUGUCUAUCUUCACAGGACACUGGUACUAAAAGGAAAAUAGAAAAUUCUUUUGAGGAACUAAAAAACCCAUUUACGUUGUUAAAUUCUGAUGCCAAAAGAAAGAAAUUGUUUGCAGAAAAAUGGGGAACUGGUGAACCAAGAGAAAUAGUUCUUGGAACACGAUUUGACAGCAGGAGAAAUAAAACCACAGGAACGUUUAAUCAAGUUAUUGUAACUGAUAGGUAUUCUUAUAUUCCCAUUUUAGAAACACUUAAGGCCAUUUUACAAAAUCCACAACUAACAAACUUGUUUAAACCCAGACAUGUCCCAAAGGAAGGUGUUUAUGUUGAUCUAAGUGAUGCAUCAUAUUUUAAAAGUAAUCCCUUAUUUGUAACUGAAAAGGAUGCUUUACAAAUUCAGCUAUUUUACGAUGAUUUUGAGACGGCUAAUCCUUUGGGUCCCAAAAAGGGUGUACACAAAUUGGGUGCAAUCUAUUUUACAUUAAGGAAUUUUCCCCCAAUUUUUAACUCCUCAUUAGUAAAUAUUCAUUUAUGUGCCCUUUUUCAUGCACAGGACAUUAGGCGUUAUGGUUUUAAUUCUAUACUUGAACCUCUUGUUAAUGAUUUAAAAGUGCUUGAGAUUAAAGGGAUUCAGAAUCCAGUAUCUGGACAUUGUAUCAGGGGUACGAUUGUUCAAGUCACUGGGGAUAAUCUUGGCUUACAUGGCUUGUUUGGGUUCCUUGAGUCAUUUGGGGCUCGAUAUUGCUGUCGUUUCUGUCUCCUUGAAAAAGAUCGCUUCCAAUCUGUGUUCUGUGAAGAUAACCCAGAAGUUGUACUUCGAACUACUGAAAUGCAUUCUUUGCACUGUGAGACAAUACAGACUGACUCUUCAUUACCUCACAUUUAUGGUGUUAAACGGGUGUGUUUGUUAAAUUCUCUCAAAUAUUUCAACACUGCCAACAAUUUUUCAGUGGAUAUAAUGCACGAAGUUCUAGAAGGAGUUGCACAGUUAGAGGUUAAACUUGUUUUGCAAUACAUUCAGCUUCAUUUUCUGAGUGCUAAUGAUCUUGCUGGCAGAAUACAUGCUUUUGACUAUGGUUAUAAUCAGCAGCGGAACCGUCCUCCAAUGGUCAAAUUGUUUGAUGGAAGCAAUGAUUUGGGUUUAAAUGCCAUCCAAUCUUGGUGCUUGUUGCGCAACAUGCCCCUAUUAUUUGGUGAUUUAAUACAGCAAGAUGAUAAGUACUGGCAUCUUUUGCUUUUACUUCUUCAAAUUGUUAACAUCAUAUUUUCUCCAGUCCUAACAGAAGGCAUGACCUUUUAUCUUAAACAUUUAAUAGCUGAACAUCACCAACUGUUUAAAAACUUGUUUCCAGAACGAAAUCUUUUACCCAAACAUCACUUCAUGCUGCACUACCCACGAAGCAUAAGAGAAAUUGGACCAAUUCUCCACAUGUGGUGUAUGCGUUAUGAAGCUAAACACAAAUUUUUUAAAACACAAUUGAAAAGCUUCAAAAACAUCACCAAAACACUAGCCAAAAAGCACCAGAGUUGUAUGGCAAUGUAUUGGGAGUCUUUUAGCCAUGAUAGAUUGUCUCUUGGCCCAGGAAAGAUGAUGGCGCUCAGUGAACUUAAAGGUGGUCAAGAAAUGGCCUCCAGACUUGGAGCGGUAAUGUCAGAUCUCAUCUAUUGUGUAAAGUGGAUCAAGCACCAUGGAACUGAGUAUCGCCCUGAUUUUAUAAUUUGUACUCAAGUAGCAUGUGAGAUGCCAGUGUUCUGCAAGAUUAAGACCAUUGCUGUAAAAGAUGAAAAUGUUUUGUUAUGCGGAACACUACUGGAAACUGUAUGUUUUGAUGACCAUUAUCAUUCAUUUAAAGUCAGACUGCACCCAGACAGAGUUUUAAAGGUUGUGAAUGUUGAGGAGUUAUGUUAUUUUAAACCAUUUGAUAUCCAGAUGAAAUACGGUACAACAGAUUCUGCACUGCAUGUAGUGCCGUACUGUCAUUUCAUGCAGACUUGAUGUUUGUGUUUUUUAUUUUUGUGCAUGUAUGUGUAUGUUUCUAAAGCCUGAAUGUGUUUUAAUAAAUGUUUUUAAGAGUUAAUUUGA
Molecule: messenger RNA, 4838 nt
Organism: Misgurnus anguillicaudatus (oriental weatherfish)
Lineage: Eukaryota; Metazoa; Chordata; Actinopteri; Cypriniformes; Cobitidae
Source: RefSeq, a predicted model, not a curated record